GGUCUAAUUUAAAGGGCAAUGAAGAAAUGGGGGAUUCCAAAUGCUCGUCAAAAUUUUUCAAAAUACCCUACAGCAGGCUAAAAGAGUAAAAGUGUCCAAUUAACCAUGAUGGAAAUGAAAAUAAAGGCCCCUUGAAAUGUAGUACAUGAUUUCUGAAGGUGUGCAGUGGAACAUACUGACAGCUAUUCUUUUUAUGAGUCAGUGACUCUCUGUUCAAAGGAUCCAUGUGACACUGAGGUAUCAAAAGCAUACAAUGACAUUUAGACACAUUGCCUCAGACACUGAAAAUGGAAAAAAAAAAAAGAUUUUUUUUUUCAUUUUGAUACAUUAUAUGACUUCUACAGAUUUCUGACGUAUAAUGGUCUAAAUUCUGCGUCAGCACUGCACAUAAUGCAGUGAUUAGCAAAAUGACGAAAUGGUUGAAAUUUGAAAUGGUUAUGAUAACAGCAUUAUUUAAUUUCAAACAUAAUAUUUUAAUUUAAUUAAUCUAAUUAACUUGUCAAAUAAGGUCCCUUCAAGGUUCAACUUUGCAUGUUAUUCCACAAAAGAUACUUCUAUGAUUUAGUCUAAAAUGGUGUGUCCUCUACAAACAGGACAGAGGCUAAAAUAGAGUGAGGAAAGGGAUCUACUGCUUUACUAGAUGGUAUAUCCUGAGGAGGAUCCAGAUACCAUGAGGGUAUCGAUCCAUGUGAGACCAGCAGCUUGUUCAUGGACAGCACUAUCAAAACUUUGCUACCAGAGGGCUCCUGUGAAUGAUGAAUUUUGCAAUUGGUGUGGCGUUCUGUUUUUCGGAAAUAAAAUGUUUUAUUACAGCAAUCAAAUAUUUCACUGCACUGAUUUUGGGAGAUAUAUCAGAAUAAACUUAUGCAGCUAAUGACAAGCUAGACCAGUUCAGCCAGAAUGAAUGGGAAACAUUUUUUGACAUUUCAACAACAUUCAUGGGGAAACAAGAAACAUACCAGCUCCGCUAGGUUUAAUAAUGUUUGACACCCCAGGUCUAAAUCCUGUCCUUCCUGGUGAUGACCAUAAAUCCAGACUGAAUGACUCCAUCACCAAGCAGGGGGAGAGGCACUGUCACUGUGUGACUAUGAUCCUUAUGACCUUGGGGGCCUUUCUGUUAGCUAGAACAAGUCUGUCCAUUCUCCUCUCUCAUUAACAUUAAAUUAACAACUCUUGCUGGAAUUGCAGCCACAUCAUUCACUGUUUGGAGGAGCAGGCUAUUUGUGCUGCCGUUCCUAAUAAAGUGACCACUGUGUGUGUGUGUGUGUGUGUGUCUUUUGCUUGCCUCAGCUGCUGAGUCACAAUUGCAGUAAGAUGUCUGCUGCUGUGUGUAUUUAGGGAUCUCAAACUCAUCCUCUAGCAGUUCCCCAUAAAAGGCUGGUCCUGAGUGGACAGCAUUAGAUCUCUGUUUUAAAUUAAGAAUCAGAUUAAUUUCAGUAUAGUCAACCUAUUUAUCAACUGUAGUGAAAUGAAUUUUGCCUUAAAAACCCAAUAAAUAAUGAAGCGCAUUGAUAAAAAAAAUUUCUCAUCUUUAAGUUCUAUCACAUUUCAGAAAGUCACAGUUUACUUGUAUUACAUAAAUAUGACUCUUUUCUUGUGUUACUUUUGGUAAGACUGGCUAUGAUAUAAAGACAAUUUAACAAUAUGACGGCAAAAAAAUGUGCGCCUUUAAGAACUGAACAUUUAUCACUUGCCCAUGCUUCAGCUAACUGUGGCAUUUUAAAAAUUACUGCGUGCAAUCUUAAACUGAUUUCCUCUCAUUUUAUUGACACAAGCUACAGAAGACAUUAUAUUUGUAAUGUAUUUCUCCUUCUGAAUCUACAAUCUCCAAUAAGUGCAUGGGGGAAAAUGCACAGCACUGUAAAUAAAGACCAGCUCACCACACUAAGGCCAUCUUCAAUGCAAAAACCAGUUAGAUAUCAGCCAGUUGUCUGGACCUCUUUCCCACUGGCCUUCCCUCCAUUCAUGUACUGCAUGUCCCACAUACAUUACAUUAUACACAUCCACUCACCCCCCAUAACCCGUGAUUGCUUUUUCUCAGGCACACACACAUGUUCCUGACACACACACACACACACAAACAAUUUGGAUCAUUGAACUGGUUCCCAAACUGUACCACUGCCAUCCCUCUGAAAGCACUCUGUGCUUCCAUCUGGCAAAAAGGGCCCCCAUUGUCCCCAGCUUCAUCUCUCUCCCUGAAUUGAGGACAAGCUUGGCAGGGAAUGUAACUGUGGCCUUUGGCUGAAUAGUUUUCUCACAGCACUGAAAAGGUGCUGUUUUUGUUGUGGGUAUUCUCCAGACAAAAUCUGUGAUAAAGCUUCAAGAUGGUUGGUUAAUCAUGUCGCAGACUUUCUAAAUGAAUUGGGCAUACCAAAAAGGUUUUUAUUAAGAUUUUUUACAAUAAGAGGAAUGGUUUGCUGCUAAUUAACAAACUACUGGAGUAUUAAUUCAGCAUGUCAAUUAAUAAUCUGCCUCUUUCCCUUAAAAUUCACUGUGAAAUGUCUUGGUAUACCCUUUUUAGUUUUUGAUCACCUCACACUGCUGGCAUGCACACUGUUCCAGCAUGCCAGUCACUAGCAUAACCAUCUUCACUGGUCUAUGCUGGUUUGUGCCACAGGGCAAUCUCUCUUUACUUAUUUUUUAAUGGAAAGUAAAUUCAUUACUUCUUUAAAUCUCAAAUGUGGCUAGAAUGUUUAUCUGCACGUACACUGUAAAGUUUGUUCCUUACAAAACACGUUCCCAUGUGACUGAGCAAUGCGACACGUUGGAAUUCCUUUCCAGUCCUGUAAUUCCUGACACUGAACUGUGAAUUGUAAGUAAAAAUAUAUAAAUAAAACAGCUUUUCUACGUUUAUUGCCCCUUUCGUGUAAACACUCACAUAGGCAUACAAAAGGGAUAUGUCACCCCACAUAAAAGAAAAAAUAGUGAUAUCAUCAAAAUUCUUUCUCCCGCCUCCUCACUGGUGAGCAUUUAUUCAAUUCAGCAGUGGGUUGCACCGUUCCCAUGGCAUUAACUGACUCAAUACCACAAGAUAAAGGCGAGCAUGAAGGAGACCUUCCAAUUCAGACUGUCGAAGAACUUCGAAAUAAGCUAUGAUAACAUAACUACGUUUAGAUUUUUUGAAAACGUCGUGGUGUCAAACAAAAAAUUGCGCCUUGUUUAUUCUUUGGAACAGAGAAUGUAAGGCGCGGUGACGGCCUUCACCUGCCAGCUGGUUUAUGGAGGAGGAGAUACGGCAUGUAGCUACCUGUUUUCACUUUCUGAUACGCGCUGUUAUGUUUUGCCGGUCUGUGGACUAAACAAACGACCCUUGUUGUCGGAUUCCCGUCAUAAUCUGCGGCGAGGAAUGUGAAGCUGGGGGAUUAACGGAGUUUAUUCUUUAAAUACAGAAACGUGCUAUAAUACAAUGCGGUCCGUGCGUUCCCGUUCCUGUCUUUUGUUAGAGAGAAAAGAGGUUUCCCAUCCUCCCAGCAGAAUUCCCCAUUAGCGUUAGAAACCUGCCAUCACAUCGCAGACUGAACAGUGUCCGCCUUCAAUGCUGCUAUGACUUCCUGGAAACGCUACAUUCUACGUUGCUUGGUCCUAACUGCUGUGAUUAAAACAUCUCAUUCCGCUGAUAACGAUUGUACUUCACCUUCCAUAAAAACCUGCAAUGAGUGCCUCUAUCGUGGACCUGAGUGUGGCUGGUGCUUUCAGGAGGGAUUUCUAGAUGGAGCCCAGAUAAGUGAAAGAUGUGACUUUGUUCCCAACCUGGUGCAAAAAGGCUGUGAGCUGGAAUUUAUUGAACAUCCUGCCAUUAGAGUGGAAGUGAAUGCCACUCUAUCCAGCACACAGGUGACGCCAAAAGAGAUCACAGUUCAGUUACGAGCAGGCAGUGAAACCAGCUUUGUUUUGGAAGUAAGACAGCUGGAACGGUACCCUGUGGACAUGUACUACUUGGUGGAUGUGUCAGCAUCGAUGCAGGAUAAUCUAGAUAGGCUGAAGACUGUGGGAAUCACACUGUCAGAGAGGAUGAAGGAAUAUUCCAGUGACUUCCGAGUGGGCUUUGGUUCUUUUGUGGAUAAACCCGUCUCUCCGUACAUCAGCGUUCAUCCUUCAAAAAUCAGAAAUCCCUGCAGUGACUAUGACACCCAGUGCCGCCCAGCACAUGGGUUCAUCCACGUUCUCCCAGUGACUGAAAACGUGACCGAGUUCACCCGUGUGAUCAAGCAACAGCGGAUAUCUGGGAACAUGGACACGCCUGAAGGGGGCUUUGAUGCCAUGCUACAAGCUGCCGUGUGCCAGAGGGAGAUUGGCUGGCGCCCAGAAGCAAAGCAUCUCCUCUUGGUUAUGACGGACCAGCCCUCUCACCUGGCCUUGGACAGCAAACUGGCUGGCAUUGUAGUGCCCCACGAUGGUAGCUGCCACCUGGAGAACAACACCUACACACAGACAACCAUCAUGGAGCACCCCAGCAUUGGCCAGCUGGCUGAAAAGCUACUUGAAAACAGCAUUUAUUCCAUAUUUGCUGUGGAACAGGUGCAAUAUAAGUGGUAUGAGGAUCUCAUUCCCUUACUGCCAGGUACCUAUCUGGGAAAACUACUGCCUAAAGCAUCAAAUCUAAAAGAUUUAGUCGUGGAAGCAUACAAGAAGCUCCUUUCAGAUGUGGAGGUGGAGAUUGUGAUCCAGAACAAUCAGAUCCAUCAAUUUUGGGUCAACAUCACUGCCUUGUGUCCAGAAGGAUCCAGAACUCAGGGCCUAAGCAAAUGCUCCAAUGUCAGACCAAAUCAGAUUGUUUACUUCAACAUCACAAUCGGGAUGAAAACCUGUCUGAGCCUUGAGGGAGACGAAGAGGUGCUGGUCAUCGUCAGGCCUGUGGGAUUUAACGAGACGACUGCAGUGAGAGUGAGGCCCGUCUGUGGGUGUCGGUGCGGACAGCGGGCGAGCUGUCUGGAUGGGGAGGAGGGCUCGGCCUGCGACGACGCCGGUGACGGACCAGGACCAGUGCAGGACUGCCAGCCCGCGGGGGCGGGGCCCGAAUGCAGCGGCAGGGGGGCGUGCGUGUGCGGGAAAUGCUCGUGUGACCACAGUGGCCUGGGGACCAUCCAUGGCAAAUACUGCCAAAUUGAUAACUUCUCCUGUCCCUACGAGCAGGGCCUGUCCUGCGGAGGACGUGGUCAGUGUGUCCUGGGCGAGUGCCUGUGCGUGAGCGGCUGGACGGGUGAGAGCUGUGGCUGUCCUUUGUCCACUGAGACCUGCCUGUCAGAAGAUGGGAGGCUGUGCAGCGGUCAGGGCAGAUGCAUCUGCGGAAGGUGCCAGUGUGAUGACCCCAGGCGUUCUGGGCAGUUCUGUGAGAAGUGUCCAUUGUGCAAUGGCUCCUGUCAGUCACACUGGAGGUGUGUGCUAUGUCACCUGUCACAUGACUUUUCUGUCCUGGGAGCAACAGAGUGCAAUAGGACCUGUUCUUCUACAGUCCACUAUGUUGAUGGCAUUCUUGGCUCCAGCAGUGAUAGCUCCAAGCUUUGCCUCUACCCAGCUGAGAGGUGCAACUGCAGGUUCCAGAUUGGCUCUGUGCAGGGCGUCACAGAGAUCCUCAUCGGCAGGCACCCAGAGUGCCUUGCAAGCCAGCGGUACAUUACUACAUUCAUCUUGGUCUUUCUCCUCACGCUUCUCCUGGGUUUGAGCAUCAUAGCCCUGCUGAAGUUCCUGCUGAUUCCCCGAUCUCAGACGCCCACUGAGCCCACCGUGGCAGUGUUCCAUGUGACCAAUAAGGAAAAGUCCUAUGUCCCCACUCCCAGUGAAAAGACUAUAACGUACAGAAGGGAACAGCCCCUGGAGAUGCACAUCCAUGUUCACAAGAUGCCCCUGAAUCCAGUUUGGCAGUGAGUCUCAGAGGACAAUGAGUCCAACCAAACCACACUCCUCCUGUGAUUUUGAUUGUGCAAUAAAGCCUGUGGUUAAAAUCUGCUCCAUGAACACGACAGACUGACCAUCAGGUUUGUCUAUAGGCAGAGAAGGCAACUCUUCUGCUAUACAGAGAUGUUGACGUGCAACUGGGAUAGGCAAGAUAAGUUAACCAUCACUGGUGGGCAAAUGGCCAGAUAUGGUUAUAGAACUGCACUUUCAUAUUCAUUUAGCAUGCACCACAGGAACUGAAGCAGUCACACUUGGAAUUAUCUAUAUAAGUUCUAUCAAUUUCAUACAUAAGGUUUACUUUAUAUUUAAUAUGUAAGGUUUACUUUAUAUCUUACAAACACCAGUUUAGAGGCUCCCUGGUCCCUGGAGUGCCCUGGUCCUUCAGUAGGUGAUUUAUGCCUGGAAUAGUACGCAAUUAAAAUUCUGAUCAACUUCUUAAAUAUAAUUUAAGUGAUGGAAAUAGGGGGAUAGUUUAUUUAUUUAUUAUUUAUUUUAUUCUUUUUUUUUUUGCUUUUUGAAGCCAUUUUAUAGUUUGUGUUUUUACUGUCUGCUUUAUUAGUGAAUUCCUUCAGCUGAGAUUUGAAGUGUUUUACUUUCAAAGCAAAAUCUAUUUCAUUUCAUUUAAAUCUAUUUAGUGUUCUUGGUAUCAUAUCCUACUUUCAAAUUGAGAAUUAAUUUUUUUUUAAUCUCAUAAAUGUUCCGAGAAGGGACAUUUGCAGUAUAUUAAUCUGUUGAAGUUCCUCCUAAAAUACUAAACUCAAGUGUCAGUCUUAUGUCGAAAUUACAUUUGUAAAAAUGAUCCGUAAAUGAUCAGUAAAUCCUACCAAAGCCUGCCAUCUAGUGACACGUGGUCAUGAUGAUUGGAUUCAAAAACAAAUGCGGUGUUUGAAAGCUUGGAGUCAUAUUCAGUCAUACUGAAAAUAUUACAGUGUUCCUAAGGUGUUCAUGAAACAUAUUUAGUACCAUUUUGAGUAUUGCACUUCUGGUCUAUUAGGCAUUCAUAGACAACUGCACUGAUUUACUGUGGCUUACAUGGUCAGGUUAGCAUAUUACAAAAAAGAUAUAAUCACAUGUAUACAACUGUGCCAUCACUGUCAGCUUUCAGGACACAUUUGUCUGUAACUGCUUUAUAAAGUGCCAAUGCCAUGCUCUAAUGUAAGGCCAAGUAAUAUAUACUUCAUUGUGAAGCAUGUUAUAAAGUCUGACUUGAAGUGUGACCUUAUCAAAAUGUUUGUUUUUUCACAUAUUCUAGUGAAUUUCUGAAAAUAAGUUAAUUGGACAAUUUAAAGAGCAUGAACACUAAUCCAAAUAUGUGCAUCUUCCCUCUCAUUUUCAAAGAGCCAAACAGGUGUUAGCAAUAUCUGGGGUGAUUGUCAAUGUUUUCAAUUUCAAAUGAUGUCUUGUGCCAGUAUUUAAGAUGCAGAGUCCAAACAUAUUUGAUGACAACUUGCUUUGUUCACAGAAAUGUUGUUAUUUAGAGUAAAAAUCAAUGUUCUGUAUUUUCAGUAGGUUUAAUUGAAAAAUUGUUGUGAUCAUUUGUGCAUUACUACUGUUUUAGACCUAGAUAUUGUAAGACAGACAGUGGGGGUUGUCCGUUCUUAUAAUGUCCAACUUGAUGCCUACAUUUUUAGGCCGAUGAGUCCCCACCAGAGGGAGCUACACUGGAGUAAAUAGCCUAAUGGCCUGAGUCAUUAGGCUAUGACAGAGAUUUUCAAGUGGAUACUUCACUUUGGCCAGUAGGCACCUCCUUCAACAUUUUGUUGGACAAACCCUGAUUCUGUUAAUAAUAUUUGAGUGUGAGUGGUGCUGUCUCACUCAAGAGCAGGGGUGUCCACUCUUAUCCGAAAAGGGCUGGUGUGGGUGCAGAUUUUUUGUUGCCGAGCAUUAAUACACCCAGUACUACUUAUCAAGGUCUUGAUUGAAGACCAUGAUUGUAUAAUUAGUUGAAUCAGGUGUCGUUGUGCUGGGCUUAAACAAAAACCUGCACCCACACUGGCCCUUUUCAAAUAAGAUUGGACCAACUCUGCGAGUAUUGCUAUCUCCAAAGAUUUUUGCAUUUCAUAUAUUGAGAUCAUUGGAGUACUCACCCCCUAUGUUUGUCUUAUGAAAUAAAUGUUAACAUUUGUUUACAUUAGCUGCUUUGUUGUAACACUAAUAUGUAUUUAUUGAAAGUUUUAUGUUAAUAAUAUUUUGAGUUCAGAUAUAUAUUAAUGUAUAUUUUUGAUUAUUUAAGUUUUUGGAUUGUAGACAUUUUAACUACCCAGAGCAUUUUCUAUUUGGCAUUCAUAUUUUACAAAAUGUGUUAUGUUUAUAUGUAGUUUGAAAUUGCAAUAGGUGAAACUGUCAAGCUUAGGGAAUUAUUGUAUUCAGGAGAAGAAAGGUACGAUUGUAAAACAUCAAAUGCACUUUUCGCUUGGCCUUAUUUUUCAUUUGUUACUUUCUGUAAAUGGUAUGUUAAGAUGUAAGAAUAUUCGAGUAUUCUUAAUAAAACAAAAUGGUACAAUACCGUA
Molecule: messenger RNA, 8405 nt
Organism: Anguilla rostrata (American eel)
Lineage: Eukaryota; Metazoa; Chordata; Actinopteri; Anguilliformes; Anguillidae
Gene: itgb8
Product: integrin, beta 8
Exons: 15
Coding region: 3544-5865 (773 amino acids)
Biological process (GO): cell adhesion mediated by integrin; cell migration; integrin-mediated signaling pathway
Cellular component (GO): cell surface; integrin complex; focal adhesion
Molecular function (GO): integrin binding
Source: RefSeq, a predicted model, not a curated record